GUGGAUACCUACGCAAGGUUCGUCGGAGGUUACGUCUAAAUUAAUUGACUUCUCAGGCCCUGGGCUUAGCUUGUCUACCUAAUCUUAGGUAAUAUCAUUAUUCAAAUCUCGUCGUUUUCCAGUUUUCCAUGCUAAUUUCUGUUAAGCCAAUCCUAAUAAAAAUUGAUAGUCGUUAGUCACAUUUUCGUUUUCUUUGCUUAGAAAAUCCCAACCGAUAUUCUAUAUUCGAAACUGCCUAGGCUUUCGCCGUACAUACGCGACGAAUAACGCCUUGCUAACAGUGUUGGAACUACUCCGUGUCUCUACUACGCUGCGCUGCUGGCUGCCGGGGUUCCUACGACUCCACCCCAAGUUUCUGUCGAUCAAUGAACAGCUCCUCAUGACUUGUCUAUCUACCUAAUUGAAUUACUCGCUUUUAUCGUGAGGUGCUCCUCAUGUACUUGCUUCGAAAGGUAUCCGAUGAAUCCAUUCGCGACCAGCGCUCACGGACGAACUAGCCCUAAUUGGCGCGACCCAAUAACUAGCCGACCGAGAAUAACACUUCCGAACCUACUAUAAAACUUAUACCGAUAUUGUUGCCGUGAAUUUCGACCGCCGCCGCCUGGCAAGGCGCGAAUAUCGAUCUCCCCGAUCGGAAGAACCGAAGUCAAUAUGAGUUUGGCCAUGGACGACGCGACAGAUGACCACAAGGGCGGGUCGAAUCUGGGCAACUGGAGCUCACUCAUUGGUAUCAUAACGGCGAUAUCAGGCAACGUCCUAAUUGCCCUAGCGCUCAAUGUUCAGAGGUACUCGCAUAUCCAGCUCCAUCGGCGACGGAGAGAAGCGCGGGAUCGGGCAAGGGAAGCACUAAAAAGAGCCCGAAAUGCCCCUCGUAAUGGGUAUGGGUCGCUUGAUGCGCCUAGUCGCGAUGGACAACACGACGAUGACGAUGAGGUCGAUGCGACCGAGACGCACCCACUCGCGCAUUCAAUACAAUCGGUAGACUCGAACGUCACAGAUGGAUCGUGUGGAGAUACCAAAGUUGCCUCGACAUAUUUGAAGUCACCUUCUUGGUGGUUAGGUCAAGUCUUGAUGACCAUUGGAGAGAUGGGCAACUUUUUAGCCUAUGGUUUCGCGCCAGCUUCAAUCGUGUCGCCUCUAGGAGUUGUGGCUCUUAUCUCGAAUUGUAUCAUUGCGCCGAUGUUUUUUGGUGAAGAAUUCCGGAAACGUGACUUUUGGGGUGUUGUGAUCGCUGUUGCUGGUGCUGUUACGGUCGUAUUAAGUGCGAAGCAAGAAGAGACUAAGUUGGAUCCUCAUGAUGUUUGGGAUGCCAUCACCACGUUGGAAUUUGAAGUGUAUAUGGGAAUCUCUAUUUUUCUCAUCAUCCUUUUGAUGUGGGCGAGUCCUAGAUAUGGCAACAGGACGAUUUUGAUUGAUCUCGGUCUUGUUGGCCUAUUCGGUGGUUAUACCGCUCUGACAACCAAAGGUGUCUCUUCUAUGCUUUCUUCGACGCUUUUCAAGGCAUUUACUACACCAGUAACCUAUGGUUUAAUCAUUGUCUUACUUGUGACCGCUGUUAUGCAAGUUCGAUACGUAAAUAAAGCGCUACAACGGUUCGAUUCGACCCAAGUUAUACCCAUUCAGUUUGUCCUAUUCACUUUAUCCGUAAUUAUCGGAAGUGCCAUUUUGUACCGGGAUUUUGAACGCACAACCGGACAGCAGGCUGCUAAAUUCGUUGGCGGCUGCCUCCUCACCUUUUUCGGCGUAUUCCUCAUCACUAGUGGACGUACGCGGCGGGACGAUGAAGACGAGUUCCUGGAUGGUGAUAACGAGGAGACUAUUGGCCUCCGAGACCAAGAUACAUCCGGCCCAUACAAUAAUCGGGGCGAACAACCUAGAUCAGAUCAACAACCUCUACAGCCAACGUCGGCUCGGUCAUCGAGACGUUCAUCGCGUGCUUCCCGGAUUGGCUUGAUAGAUACGAGUAUUAAGCCUAUAAGGGGCAGUCGAGCUCCUUCGACCCGCAGGCCUGACCCGUCGGCUUCAAGAACAUCUCUUCAAACACCAACUGGAACUUCACCACUCCUCGAUAAUCCAUGGAGAAAUUCCUUAGACGAUGACCCCCAUCCAGGACUACCGUUAAGAUCGUCAGCGGAUAGUGUCCCUACGAUAUACUCGGUAGCUUCUGUUGCCAUAUCAGAGCCCCUUCAAUCAAAUGCAAGCCUCCCACAAACAGUUGUUCCACCACCCUCCCCAGACCGACCCACGACCCCACGCGCUUCUCAAGGUUCUAGGCCACACAGCCACCACUUUUCCAACGCCUUCAUCUCGCCAUCGCCGUUGUCGUCCACUGUCAGCGCAGUAGUAGCAGACGCUCUCCUACGUGGCGAGGAAAGCCCAAGCGGCCGAAGAAGGUCCUUAAGGCGAGCGACAAGACCUAGUAUUAGAUCGAGCCUAUUCGUUUCGCAGAGCGAGGAUGAUAUCCCGACUGUUGAACCACUUAUCCGCGAGGACGAAGACGACGAGGAAAUUCCCUAUCGGGAUGAACCCUCGCCAAUCGAUUAUAAAACAGCUCGGGGACGAGCGCGCAGCUUGAGCAGCGCAUUAGGAGAUUUCUUCAAACGGAAAAAGCGGAGAAGGGGAUCAGAUCCGGAACCAGGCAUAGUUCGCGACAGUCAAGGUGACGAGAAUUCGCAGCCUGACCGGUCCGCCGACCAAUAAUUGAACCUCUGUAAUUGGAUUUGUUUGCGACAUUAUGUUUGAUAAUGGCGUUUUAUAAACGUGUCGAAGAGGGAUCCUCCUCUUCCGGGCGAAGUGUGGAGUAGCAUUGCAUUGGAUAGGAGUUCCGGGGUGUUUUUCUAUGUCUUGGUGAUGCUGCGAAAAGCGUGGCUCUGUUCAUCAUACCCAGCUCGUAUAGGACUGAUUACUGUUUCUAUAACUCAUAUAGAUCUUUUAUUAAAUGUUAAUUGGAAAUAUUUCUUCUGUUCAA
Messenger RNA from Hypoxylon trugodes, 2968 nucleotides. Its product is annotated as DUF803-domain-containing protein. NCBI's taxonomy places the organism in Eukaryota, Fungi, Ascomycota, Sordariomycetes, Xylariales, Hypoxylaceae. The record is from RefSeq and is a predicted model, not a curated record. Gene Ontology annotation, biological process: magnesium ion transport. The transcript is spliced from 2 exons. Gene Ontology annotation, cellular component: membrane. Gene Ontology annotation, molecular function: magnesium ion transmembrane transporter activity. The coding region runs from base 652 to 2700 and encodes 682 amino acids.